AUGGAGCCCGUCAGCCUCCAGGGCCUCUCGGAGCUGGAGCGGGUCCGGCUGCGGGAGAAGAGUCAGGCCCGGGGCUUCAGCGUCGCCACGGCCGCCCCGACUCCCAGUAGCGCCGUGUGGAAGAAACUGGAUAACUCUUCCGGAGAGAAGAAAGGCGCGUGGCAGCUUGUCUCCGGGCGAUGGGCUCGGCGGGAACCGUUGUCAAGAUACCUGGACAUGAUCGGCCGGGAGCUGGAAAACCUAGAGCGGACCACUGAAGAGCAGUGUCUCCACCAGCUGAACGAGGACGAGAAAAGACAUCGGGAGCACACGAGGAGGAAACUCAGCCUUCGCAGAAAGAUCGAAGAGGAAUGGAAGACCAAAGAAAUGUUCCUUCUGGCCAAAAUCGGAGAAGAGGUCAAGAGAGAAACUAGGGUAGAGGAACUGCGGAAGAGAAGCCGGGAAGAGAAGGAUCGAAAGAAGCAGGCCCUUCUAGAGAGGAAGAUGGCCUAUCACUUACAAAAAUUACAAGGACACGAUAGCAGAAGAGAAGAGAAGAGGAGAAGUAUAACGGAAAGCCAAGGGCCGGACGGUUGGGCGUUGGAAACCGAAGACGUCGACAAGCAAGGUUCUUCUCCGAAGAGGAAGAAGACUAAAAAAAGCCAAAGACGCCACCAGCCGGAGCAGAGAUCAGCCGGCUUAGAGAAAGGACCCGCCGCCCAGGCCACUCCAGCCUCCUCGACUCUCAUAAAGGACAUCUUCAAAAAAUCGACCACCCCCGUGGUCUCUCACCGUGACUUAGAUACCUCCGGUGCCCCGGACCCCGACAGACACUAUCUGGAGGGCGUUCGGGUAAAACCGUGUUCUUCCGUGAAGGAGGUGACCGAAAAUUCCCAAGUUAUGCCCGAACCAGGUUUCUCGGAGCUGUCCGACCGGCUGUUGGCUCUCUCCGACCACAUUUUAGCUGUCCGGAACGCCGACCGACCGCCCCCCGGCAACCUCGGCGUCGGCGGCCCGCCGCCGGCCAAGAGACGGUUGACCAAGGACCGGAAUUUCGAACUGGGUGAGAAGAAGCUUAGCUUGCACGGUGAAACAGUCCAGUUUCACCAACCUCCAGUGCUCCCCCCGUCUCUCCGGAAGGCCAAGCCCAUCCAGGCGGCGGGGCCGGAGGCCGCCCCUCCUUUGGGCCUCACCGACUCAGACCGGAACCUCUUGCAAAGCGACUCCCACAGAAAGGGGCGGGCCGACGAGCUGGACGGCGUCGUCGAGAACAUCAUGACGUGGGUGGUGGCGACGGUGACGGGGAUACUGUUCCCGGCCAUCACCAUGUACGAGGAGAGGCUCCGGGCCUCCGCGCGCUCCCCGUCCGGGGACUCGUCCCCCUCUUCCGAGAGCUCCGGCGGGUGCAGCACCUGCAGCGAAGAGCCCCGGCGGAGGCACGCCGGCCCCCGAUCCGAAACGACCCCGGACGCGAGGCCGGUCGCCCCGCCGCCCGCCCCGCCGCCCCCCGGGCCCGCCCGGGCCGAGGCCUCGCCUCUCCCGGGGGCGGCCGCCUCGCGGGGAGAGCCCCGCGGCCGCAAGCCGUCGGCCGAGGGCACCGACGGGAAAACCGGGGGGUCGCCGGCGGCGUCCGCCGGCCCGGCCUCCGACGCCGACGGGCCGGGGGAGGAGCGGGCGGCCCCGGCGGAGGGGGCGGAGGGGCCGGCGGCGCCGGACGUCUUCGUUGGCUUCACGUGCCGGCUGCGAGACGAGACCGAGGCCAUCCUGGAGAGCGUCUUCCGCGAGAUCGCGCGCGACCUGGCGGAGGCCCACCCGCGGCUCAGCGUCGCGGCGGAGCUCCGCCUCGCGGAGCGGGGCCCGGAGGCCGGACCGGCCCCGGGGGGCUCCGUCUCCGAGACGGACGUGCGCCGCGUGGCGGGCGACAUCGUGGAGAACAUGCUCGGGAGGCUGCAGGCGGCCCUGGAGGCCAAGCGGAGCGAGAUCCUCCCCGGGGAGGAGCCGCCCCGGAGGCCGGCCCGGCCCCCGCGCUCCUCCAUCCCCUGCUCCCCGGGGCCCGCGUGCGACGUCGCCGACGACAUGGUGGGCGUCGUCCUGGAGGGGCUCGCGUCCUUGGCCCGCCGCAAGCGGAACGACCUCUCGGCCGGGAGGCGGGCCGUCGAGGCGCCCGGCCCGGCGGGGCCGCCCGCCGCCGAGGACGUCGCCCGGGCCCCGUGGGGGCCGUCCGUGGCGCGGCACGUGGAGGACGCCGUCGGGGCCGUCCUCGGUUACGUCAAGAAGGAGCUCGACGAGGAGCGGCCGUUCGUGUCCGAGGAGGGGUUGGGGCUCCUGCACCUGCUGGACGACCUCCUCGGGGAACUGGACGCCGGGAAGGCCGGGGAGGCCCGGGCCCGUCGGGGAGACCGGGAGCCGCCCCCGGGGGCCGGCCCCCCCUCCCCCAGCGGACGGGACUACAGGGCGGCGGCCUCCGGGGCCCCGCCGGCGGACCCCCGGGCCGGAAGGCCCGCCUCGCCCGUCAACGUGCCCGGGAUGGUCAUCUACUCGGAAGAGGAGACGGAGGCGGCGGAGCGGAUGGUGGCGAGCGCCCUCGACGCGUGCUGGGGGGACGGGCCGCCGUCGGGCCCGCGGGCCGGCCCCGGCCGGGCGGGCCCCCGUGAGGACCUGCCGGGGGCCCCCGGGAGCCCCCCGGGCCGGUCGCGCGGCGACGGGGGGGCCGCCGUCUUCGGCCGGGACGAGAAGAGGCGCGUCCGGCGGGCCGCCGAGAGCGUCGUGACCGCCGUCCUGUCCGAGACGUUCGCGGCCGGGGCGGAGGCCGGCCGGGGCCCCGGGGCCCCGGACCCCCCGGUCCCCGCGGCCGAGGUGAGGGCCGUGGCCCGCGAGAUGGUCGACGCCGUGCUGGCCGCCCUCCGGGCGGCCGCCCUCGGCCGCCCGACGGACUCCCUCCCCGCCCCCGCCGGCGGGGCGCUCGACCUCUGGUUCGAGAGCGGCAAGAAGAUGAAGUCCCUCCCGCCCCCCGGCCCGGACCGGGGAGCGCCCACCCGGCCGGGCCCCGGGCCGGGCGAAAUCGGGGACCGCCUCGACGCGAUGAUCUCGGAGCGGCUCGAGGCCCUGGUCUUCUCCCGGCCGCGGCCGCCGCCGGGGGGCGCUCCCGUGCGGGAGGCGCUGGAGGCCUACGCCGCCGAAGUGGUCCGCGUCGCCUUGGGCGCCAUUCAGACGGAGCUGGAGGUCAGGAGGGAGGAGCGACGGGCCCCCCGGGGCGUCUCCGACCGGGGGCCGGACUCGAGGGCGGGCCGCCUCGACGACGAGAUCGCGGUCGCCUGCGUCUUGGAGCCGCCGGCCGGCUCCCGGGACGACGGGGACGCCGCCCUCCCCGGGAGCCCGGCGGGGGACGGGAGCCCGGGCCGGCCCGCCUCUCCCGCCCCGCGGCGCCCCCUCCCCCGAGAGUGCGCGGCUCGCCCGUGCGUCCUCCACAGCGUGUUGGACGCCGACGACGCCGGAGAGCCGCGCGACCCCGAGCGGCUCAGAGCCCGCGUCCUGAGGGGCGUCGGCGCCACCCUCGGCGAGAUGCUGCAGAGGGUCGGGGGCGGCCGGGAGCCGGCGCCCCGGGACCCCUCCCCGCCCGGCGGCCCCGGCGAGGCGCGUCCCCUCGAGCGGCUGCGGGCGGCCCCCGACCUGGAGGCUCGGAUCCAGCUGGUGUCCGACGCCAUCCUGGAAGACAUCCUCGGGGGGCUGUGCCGCACGGAGGCGGACCGCCGGGCCCGGGACGCCGGAAGCGCGGGGGCCCCCGCCGGCCCGCCCCCGUCCGCGCUCGACGAGGUGGUCCGCUGCGCCGACGUCAUCUCCUCCGUAGCGGCCGCCGUGGCCCGGGAGAGCGGCGGGGAGGGGGCCGCCGGGGAGGCCGCCGCGCCGCCCCUCCCCCCCCGACUGAGAACGGUGGCCUCGGAGAUCCUCGGCCGCGUCCUGGCCCGGCUGGAGGGCCUGGCCGGGUCCGCCGCCGAACCCGGCCGGGCCGGCCGGAAGCACGGGAAGGUCACCUUCGCCCCGGCGGGGGCCGCGGGGGCCCCCGCGGCGGCGCGCCGGGACGACGGGGUCCGCCCGGGGGCGGGGGCCCGGGCCGUCCUGGAGGGCCAGGCCCGGAAGGUGUCGGGCGCCAUCCUCCGGGCCAUCCGGACGCAGCUCGCCGGACCGUCGGGGCCCUCCGGCCGAGGAGGGGCGGCGGGGGGCCCGUCCCGCCAGGAGAAGAUCGUGAUGAGCAACCUGGUCGAUCUGAUUUUGGACGCGAUGCCGCCGGACAUCUUCGGGGAGACGGGACUCGCCGAGAGUCCCGGUCCGGCCUCGGAUCUCGGGGCCCGGCGCCGCCUCCCGGGCGGGGCCGAACCCGAGGCCUCCCCUCCGGGAUCGACCCCGCCGGGCGAGGGGCCGCGGGAUCCCCCCGGGCGCCGGUGCCUGGAGAGGGCCUUACGGAGAAUGGAAGCGAAGCUCAGGGAACCCCAGAGCUCGCCCGUGACGCCCAUCGCGCGACGGGUCCUGAGGGAGGUCUCGCUCACGGUCCCCGGCCCCGGGACCGCGCCCCUCCCGUUCGCCCGCCUCCGGGCCGCCGGGGAGCCGGCGGGCGGGACCCCCGGGGUCCGCCCCGUCCGCCGGAGCCCCGGCCCGCCCGCGUCGGAGGCGGACGUCGCGGCCGUGACGGACGCCUUCGUUCGGACCGUGUUCCGUGAGCUGUACGCGGCCGUGGGGACGGGCCGGCGGGCGCCGGGCGGGGGGCUCCCGCCCGUCGCCCCGGAACCCGGCCUCCCCGCUCUCCCGGCCCGCGAGGAGGAGGAGGAGGAGGACAUGGUCCGCACGGCCCUGGCGCGGCUGGGGGCGUCGGCGAGGUCGAGGGCGGGGGCCCCCGGCGGCCCCGGGGCCCCGGCGGGACCCCCGGCCCCGAGCGACCGGAGGCUGCCCCGGCUCUCCGCCGGGCGCCUCUCCUUCCGCUCGGUACGUUUCGGCCGGGAGGCGGCGACCGCGCCGGAGGACCCUCUCCCUCUCCCCCGGCUGGACGCCUACGCGUCGGAAGCGGCCGGCCGGAUACUGCGGGAGAUCAAACGCGGGUUGGAGGAAGGCGCCGGAGGGACCCCCCCGCGCUCUCCCCGCCUAGCCGCCGACAGCGCGGAGGCCGGGCGGAUCGUCGACGCCGUGCUGGACGUCCUGUCGGCGAGGGGGAGGGCCGGCGGGCCCCCGCCGGAGGGGCCCGCCGGCCCGGGGCAGGGGGCGGGGCGGAAUAUCUUCCAGAGGGCCGGAUAUCGGUGGGAGCUCCAGGUCCGGAUUCGGGACACCGUCCGGGCCGUCUUGGAAGACAUCUCCGAAGAAACCCGGCGAGGGCGGCGGGUCUCCGCCCCCGGGGGGUCGGGCGGCGGCGGGCCGGCCGGCCGGCCCCCGGACGCCGUUCCCGGGUGGGCCGUGGCUUCGGUCGCCGGCGACGCGGCGGGUCUCGUGCUCCGGAACCUGACGCGGGCCUUGGGGGUCGCCCUCGCCGCUCGGGGGUCCGCCUCCCCCACCCUGCCCCCGCUCCCCCGCGGCCCCCUCUGCGUCCAAGAAGAGGCCGGCGGGGACCCGGCGGCGGCGGCGGCGGGGCAGAGAUGGAGGAGCGGGUUCCUCCGGACCCGGGAGGAGGCGGCCCCGGCCGGAGAGGCGAGGGGGCGGCGACCUAGCGCACUGGGGAAGGGCGCGGCCGAGAACAUCGCCAAGGCCCUCUCGAGCAGGUUGGAGACCUUCGCCGCGGAAAACCCGGCAUCCCUGUCGAGCCUCGCCCCCGAACCGGCGAGGGGAUCGCCCCCGCGGUUCUCCGAGCCCGGGCCGGGCGGCCUUCCGGCCCUCGCGCCGCCCGGGAGCGGCGCGGACGGAGCGGGGGAGGCCCCCGCCGCCCCCCGGGCCCGAGGCCGCUUCCCCGCGUACGCGGCGCUCGUCGCCGGCGCCGCCCUGAGGCUCAUCCAACGGGACCUGGACCGAGAGGUCCGGGCCGCGGGCCCGGAUCGGGACGACGCCUCCUCGCGCGAGAGGGUCACGGCCGGCGAGAUCGUGCGCGCCGGCCUCGAGGCCCUGUCCGCCGCCCCGCCGGGAGACCCGGGCCGGAGGAGGCCCUCCCGACGCGCCGCUCCCUCCGAUUCCCGAACGGCGCUCCGCGGGGAGGCCCCGGCGGCGGGGCCGGGCGGGGAGGACGCCGGUGACGGGACUCCGCGCCCUGACGAUCCCGGGGAUCCCGGCGGGUCCCCCGGGGGGAGCGAGAGGCGGGGAGGGCCCCCGGAGGAACUGCCGAGGAGGUGGCGGAGGUCGGGCCGGGGAGAGACGGCUCGGAUGUCGAGGGCCGCGGAGGAGGUCCCGAGGAGGGCGGGCCGGCGGCCGACGGAUCCGGUCCCGCCGCCGUCCCCCGGCCCCUUCUCGACGGGAGACGGCCGCCCCCGCCGCCCGGCCUCGGCCGGGCCGCCCCGGGCGGAGCUGGAGGCUCACGCCCGAGAGAUCGUGGGCGACAUCCUGGAGACCGUCGUGCGGGGCCUUCACCGGCUGCAGGCGGAGCGGAGGCCGGCGGGCGCGGGGCCCCCUCCCCCCGACUGGACGGCGGAGGCCGGCGACGCGGCCGGGGCCGUCCCGAGGGACCUGAAGGCCGCCGGCCCGAGCGGCCUCCCCCGUCGGGCGACCCCUCCCCGGGCCGGAGGGCUCCCUUCCCCCCCGGGAGGGAGAGGGGUGGAGACGCCGCCGGGCGGGCGGCGGGCGGGGGCCGGGGACCCCGAGGGCGCCCGGCGGGAGAUAGCGGCGGUCGCCGAGGACGUCGCGGGCGGGGUGCCCCCGGAGGCCCGGGGGUCGGGGCGGGCCGCGUCCCUCCCGGACGCGCCCCCCGCCGAAGCCGGGGAGAGCACGUGGCGCGACGGGCCCCGGGAGCCCCCCCCCGCCGCCCGCCGGGCGCAGGUCGAGCCGUUCGGCCGGGAGGUGACGGCCGUCGUCCCGGAGAAGCUGGAGCUGUGCCUUUCCCCGCCCGGGCCCUCCCCGGCGGGCACGGACCCGGCCGUCGGGAGGAAAGGCCAGACCCCUCGACGGAGUAAACGCGGGAGGCGCCCCCCUCCGUGGAAACGGGGCCCGGGCGCCGCUCCGAGCCGGCGAAAGAAAGCGAGGGCUCUCCCCGGCCCGGAGGCCGCCCGGGGGAUGGUCGCCGGCGUCCCGCGCGCCUUGGAGAGGUUCGCCGACGGGCAGUUGGGACUCGGGUGCGCGUGCGAGCCGGCGGAGGCGCCCCCGGACGGCUCCCGCCCGCCGCCCGGCGAGAGGAGGCCGCCCCGACCGAGGCCGUCGAGCGACCCGUCCGCCGGGGCCCGACGGGGCGGCCCCCCGGCGGGGGGCUCGGCCCGGAGGACGGCGGUCCGGGUCCACGCCUUCCACGGCGAGCUGCGGGGCCGCGCCACGGAGGCCGUCGGCCGCGUGCCCGGGGUCACCGGCGACCUGCUGGACGGGGAGAUCCUCCGGCCGGAGGCCGCCCCGCCGGGCGACGCCGGGGACCGCGUCCGGGCCAGCCGGGGCGUCCGUUCCCCGAUGGACCGGGGCGGGCCGGGCCCCGGGAAGGCGGUCGCGCGGCCCUCGCCGGGCAACGCGCCCGCGGGCGGCCCGGCCCCGGGGGCCGGCCGCACGUACCUCGUCUACCGGGCCGAGCCGGCGGCGGGGACCGGGGCGCCCGCCCGGGGGCCCGGGGCCGGCCGCCUCCGGGAAGACCCGGGCCCCGUCGACGUGCCCGGCGCGGUGGUCCGCGCGGAGGACGGAGGGAAGCGGCGGGAUGGGGCCUCCCCGUACCUCGCGCCGUCGCUCCGCUACUCCGCCGGCGAGGCCCCGGGCCCGGGGCCCCUCCCGGCCUCCGGGCCGAGGUGGUUCCGGAGAGACGGAGGGGCCCCGCCGGCGAGGGGCGGCCGGACCGACUCCCCGGAGCGGGGCCCGGCCUUCCGGGGAGGGGCCCCGCGGGAGGGCGGCGUCCGGGCCGGAUGGGGCGAGGAGGAGCGGGCCUCCCCCACCGGCGGAGCCGGAGGACCCUCGCCCCCCGGGGCCCCGGGCGGGAGCGGGGCGGACCCCGGACCCCGCCUCCCGGUCGGGGACCCCGAGGACGCCGGCGCGUCGCCGCUGAAGAUCCGCCUGGCGGCGGAGAGCAUCGUCGACGCCGUCCUGGGGGGCUGCGGGGCCCGGGAUCCCCCGCUCUUCCGGGGAGGCCCGGCGGAGACGCUCAAACCGUUCCUCGCCUCGCCGGAGACGCCUCCGCUCUCCGGGUCCCCCUCGCCGGCCCCCGCGGACCCCGGGGAGGGGCGGGGAGCCCCCCGGGACCGCGACCGGCCCGCCGGAGAGGACGCCCUGCUCUCCAGAUGGGAGAGCAAGCGGCCCCGCGGGGGCGGGCCGUCCGACCCCCCGAGACGACCGGAGGCCAUAACCUUCGCCGAGCGGGACCUGGGCCCCGCCGAGAUCCACCUGGUGGCGAGGCGGGUGGCGGAGGCCGUGGUCUCGUGCCUGAAGGGCCUGAGGAUUCGAGGUCCCUACGACCGCAAGGCCGCCGGCGUUUCCAUCCCGUCGCGGAAGAUGGCCGUCCGUCGGCCGGAGGCCCGGCCGCCCCCGGCGGGCCUCGGGCGGGCCCCCGGCCCGCCGUGGAUCGGGGAGACCGAAGCCUCCCUGGAGCGGCUGUGCCGGCACCUGACCGACGCCGUCGUCUCCCGGGUGGUCGCGCGGGUCUCCGACGGCCCCGCCCGGCCGCGGGCGCCCCCGGCCCCCGACCCGGUGGUGUCCGUCCUGUCCCGGGGGCCGGGGCUGAGGCGGACGGAGCGCCUCGCGGUGCCCGUGAGCGCCCUGGCCUCGGGCGUCGCGGACGCCGCCCUGCGGAUCCUCUCCGACGGCAACAUCCUGCGGGCCGCCCGGACGGGGGGCCGGCCUGCGGCCUACGGCUGGUGCCCGGGGGUGUCCGACGCCGACCUGGACGAGGUCUCCCGGGACCUCCUCGUGGCGGCGAUUCACGCGUUGUCCCGGGGGUUCCGAACCGGGGCCGGGCCCGGGCGUCGAGAACGACCCUCCCCCGAGCCGGAGGGCGCCCGCUUCCCGGGGGGCCGCCCGGGGGGACCCCGGGGCCUCGCGGACCGGGCGGCCCCGGGCGGCCCGACCCGGCCCCUCGCCGACAGGAUCGACCGCCUCCUCGGCGGCCUGAGGAGCGACGCGUCGAAAGAGCUGGUCGAGAAGGUGUUCCGGAUCGUGUCGGACCUGUUCCCGCCCGGGGACCGCCCCGGGGACGGUCCGGGCCCCCCGCCGUACCGCCUCGGCGCCGGCGGACCGGAAGACGACCUGGGCCUGUCCCCCGGGUCCGCCUUCCUGCUGAAGGUGGUGUGCGAGAAGCUCAUCCGGACGCUCCUGGAGCGGUGCGCCCAUCUCGAGCGCGACGCCCCCGGGGCUCUGCUCGAGGACCUGUCGGAGCGGCUCCUCCCCCCGGUUCGGAGGCCCGGGGGAGGCGACCCCCGGCGGCCCCGGAGGGCGGCGGACGCCGGCCCGGCGGAGCCGCGACGGGGAGGCCCGGGGUCCCCGGGGGAGGCCGAGGCCGAGGCCGGCCUGGAGCCGUCGGACUCCCUCCUGAGCGUCGUCUCCCACCGCCUGGUCGGGUCCCUGAUGGAGAAGCUGGCCGCCGCCGCCGGCGGUCGUCCCCCGCCGCCCCCUCUCCCCUCCGGGGGCGGGGACGGGGAGGCGGCCUCCGGCUCCCCGUCGGGGAGACCGGGACCGAGGCCCGCCGGAGGAGCCCCGCCGCCGCCCGGGGGUCCGGCCCCGGGAAGCGGGGAGACGGAAGGGGCGGCGGCGCCCGGGCCCCCGAGCCCGGCCGGGCCGGACGCCCACGUCUACUCGGCCACGUUCGUGGAGGCGGUCGUCUCCGACCUCUGCUCCCAGCUCUUGGUCGCCUUCCGGGACGGGGCCGGGGGCCUCCCGGAGGCGGGGCUGGACGAGAUGAACGCGCGCUUCGUGGAGCCCGUGGUGGAGGCCUUCAACCGGGCCCGGGUCCGCGUCCUCCGGGACGCGGAGGAGCGGCUGUGCUUCCCGCCGCUGCGCGGGGAGGCCGUCGACCGGGUCGUCGAGUCCGUCUUCGGCGAGGUGCUGCGGGGGUACCGGGCCCGGGCGGCCCCCGGGCGGGGGUCGGCCGGCGACCUCGAGGCCCUGGCCGAGAGGACCGCCCUCCUGGUCCUGGGAGAGAUCCCGGACCACCGGCUCCCGCCGUGCUUCGCGGGGAAGCUGCCGCCCGGCGCCUACUCCCCGCUGCGGGCCGAGGACGUCCUGCGGGGGCUCGGCGCCGACCUGCGGGCCGGCCCCGCCGCGUACUCCACCGUGCUGCCUCGCUCGUUCCUGGAAGAGGUGAUCCGGAGGCUCGUGGGGCGGCUCCUCCCCCCGCCGGCCGGGGGGCCCGGCGACGGGGCGGCGCGCGCCGCCGCCGAGGUCGCGCGGGCCGUCUCCAGGCACGGGAUCUGGCUGGCCGGCCGCGAGGCCGGGGGAGACGACCGCUCCGCGGCGGCCCCGCGGAGGAUGGCGGACUCGGUCUACGGCAACCUCCUGCGGCUGGCCGGCUCCCGGCGGGCCGUGCGGAGGAGCGUCGCCGGCCGGAGCCCGCGGGUCGUCGACCGGAUCGCCGGCUUCAUCGUUCAGGAGAUCGCGGACCAUCACCUCCGGCCCUUCCUGUCCGCCGGCGGGGCCCCCCGCUUCGGGGCCGAGGCGGACCCGGCCCCCGCCCCGGGCGUCUGCCCCGCGCCUCCCCCGGGGGACGCCCCGCCCGGCCUCUCGUCCGAGGUCUUCCCCCCGGGAGGAGGCGGGGCCGGAGAGCGGGCGGUGGGGGCCGGAGACGACGUGGACCGGCUCGUGGACUCGGUGUACGGCGACGCGCUGAGGCGGCACGGGCUGGACCCCGGGGCGGACGGGGGCCCGGCGGCGGCGGCCCCCUCGGACCGCCUCCCCCACCCCCUCUUCUCCGGGGAGCGGGCGGCUCCCCCGGCCGCGGCCGACGCCGCGGUCCGCACCCCGGGCCCCUACGGCACCGUGCUGCCGUACGCGUUCCUCGAGGACCUGAUCGUCGGGCUCCUGGCCCGGAUCUUCCCCUCCAGCCCCCCGAGGGGCGGGCCCGGGGACCCGCCGCCGGCCGGCCUGAACGCCGUGGCCUCGCAGCUCGUCGGCGACAUCAGGGCGAAGAUCUCGAGGCACGAGAUCGGGUUCUCCCGGGACGGGGAGGCGGCGGCCGUCCACUCGGAGGAGGAGGUCCAGAGCCUCGUGGACUCGGUCCUGAGCGGCGUCGCGCGGGAGUCCGGCCCGCGGGCGGGCCCGGCCGCCGGCGGCCCCGGGGACGUCCCGACCGACCGGAUCGCCGGGGCCGUCGUCCGGAGCGUCUGCCGCCGGCACCUGCGGCCGUUCGUGACCGGGAGGGGCCCCCCCCGGCCCGCCGGCGAGAGGACGCCCUGGUUGGGCCUCGGCGCCCGGAUCUACCCCUCCGCCUUCUUGGAGGAGAUCACCUCCGGGGUCGUGGCCGAGAUCGUCGGCGGCCGGCCGGGGGGCCCGGGGGGCCGGCCGGACGAGCGGGCCUCGGGGCUGGCGCGCGCGGUCGCCGAGGAGUUCGCCGGGGCCCGGGUCAGCGUCCUCUCCCGGGCCGCCGAGGAGGCCCUGGGCCUGCCGCCCGUCGAGAAGGCCGUGACCGCCGGGAUAGCGGACAGGGUCCGCCGGCGGGUCCUGGGGGUGCCCCGCUUGGCCCGUCGGGGCGACCCGGGCACCCUGGCCGCGGAGAUCACCGCGACGGUCCUGGCGGAGACCUGCCACUUCCAGCUCCAGGCCCGCCUGAAGGGGCGGGUCCCGCCCGACUCCUACUCGACCCUGGACGCGGAAGCGGUGGCUCGGAGGGUCCGGGAGCGCCUGGGCCCCGGCGGGCCCGCGGGCCGCGCCUCGCCCUUCUCCUGCGCCCAGGUGGAGGAGAUGGUCGCCCGGCUCCUGCCGCGGGCGGCCCCCCGGCCCGGCCCCGCCGACCCCGCCUUCCGCGAGACGGUCUCGGGCCCGGUGAGCGAGGCCGCGACCUCGGUCCCCGGGCACGCCGUCCGCGUCGCCGAGCGGGGGCCCGGCGGCGGGGGGGGCCCGGCGGCGGACCUCGAGCGCGCGGCGGCCGCCGCCUCCGCCGACCUCUCCCGGGCCCGUCCGGACGGCACCCUCCGGCCGGAGGGGAGCCGGGAUCCGGGUGGCCUCCCCGGCCCCGAGCCGGCGGGCUUCGGCGCCCGGGCCGUCGUCGACCACCGCCUCCGCUCCCCCUCCCCGGGAGGAGCCACCCGGGCCGAGGCCGCCGUCUCGCCGGCGGCGGACGGGGCCGGGGGCCGGCUCAGCCGGUCCCGGGUGGCCCUGGCCAACUCCGCCCCGUUCCUGGAGGAGGUCCUCUCGGCCCUCCUGAGCAAAAUCCUCUACGCCUUCGCCAACAACGUAUUCUACACGGACGGCCCGCCCGGCUCCGCCUCCAAAGUGACCGGCGUCGUGACGGGCCUGGUGGGGGCCGUCGUGGGAGAGUUCGCCGAGGCGCGGAUCGCCUUCACCGAGGGCCCGGCCUGGGACCUGGCCUCCUGCCCGAGAGCCCGAGAGAUGGUGGGCCGGAUGGUCGACUCCGCGUACGACGGCAUCCUGGGCGAAUACCGGUCCCUCAUCUUCCUUUACCGAGACGUCCAGAGGGACCCCGGGCCCCUGGGGCGGAAGAUCUACCAUUUAGUCCUGGGCGAGAUCUACGAUUACCAGAUGGAGGCCCUGGUCUCGGGCGAGGCGCCGGCGAGCCGCGCCUCGCUCAGGGCCGAGAAGAUCGUCGCCGACGUGCUGGGGGCCAUCGGCCCGGGGAGCCCGGCCCCGCCCUCGUGGGUCGCGGCGUUGCCCCGUUCCCUGGUCGAGGAGAUGAUCUACAAGCUCCUGACGCGCAUCCUGCCCUCGUACUCGCCCCCGGCGGCGCCCGAGGCGGGAGCGCCGGCCCCGCCCUCCCCCGGCUCCCCCGAGGCGGCUCCGCGGCCCACCCCGGACGUCCUGUCGGGAACCUCGGCGCGCGGGAUCCGGCCGGCCGCCGCCGGGCGGGGGACGCGGCCCGGGCCCGGGCAGCGGAGCCGGGAGGCGGCCGACGCCGUCCGCCGGAAGGUCCCGGAACGCCCCGCCUCGCCGUCGGGAGCGGAGGGAGACCCGGGGGCGGAGGCCGGGAGGGCCGUCUCCGGGGCGGCCGGCCUGCCGGUGAAGGAGCUCGUCGAUCGGCCCCUCGACCCGCUCCCGGAAGGGGCCGGGGCCGCCCCGCCGGGCCCGGUCGGCCGGAGCGAGACCCCCCGGUCGCCGAAGGGAGGGGGGCCGCCGGCGUCGGCGUCGCCCCCCGCCGUCUACUCGGCCGCCUUUUUAGAAGACGUCGUCUUGGGGCUCGUCCACAGAAUCUGUUCCCUGCCCGCUCCCGGGGGCCCGGAAGGAGACGUCCCGAGGAGGGCCGCGAAAUUGGUCGACUCGCUGACGGAGGAGUUGCGGAAGAACGACGUCCGGGUCCUGCCAGACGCCGAAGCGAAGCUCUCCUGCCCGCGGGUGGACGGGGAGACGGUCGGCAGGAUCGCCGACUCCGUGUACGAUCGGGUUUUGGAGAACUACGGCGGCUCCGAACGAGACGUCUACAGAGACCUGAACGAGGACGACAAGGCGCUGGUGGAAAUGCUCGUGGGCCUGGCGAAGAAGGCCACCUCGGCCUUCCGGCUCCGGCCCCUCUUUUCCGGAGGCUGGUCGUCCUUCCUGCUGUCGUUCCUCGAGCCCGGCGACGUACCUCACGGGGCCAAGAGCCCUCCGCCGGGGGCGACGGAGACGGUCCUCGCGGGGGAGACGCCCGGGCCGCCGGCGGAAGCCGCGCCGCUCGCGGACCCGACGCCCCGGCCGCCCGAAGACGCGCCGCACAGAUCCCAAAGGCCCAGGCCGCCGUCGAAAGCCACGCCGCCUGCCUCCGGAACGCCCCGGCCACCGAGAGCCGCGCCGCUCGCGUCCCAAGGGCCCGGGCCGCCUCCCAGAGCGACGCCGUUCGCAUCCGGAUCGCCCAAGCCGCCGAGGGCCCCGCGGCCCGCGCCCGAGACGCCCGGGCCGCCGCCGGGGGCCGCGCCCGAGACGCCCGGGCCGCCGCCGGAGGCCGCGCCGCUCGCGUCCCAAGCGCCCGGGCCGCCGCCGGCCGCACCGCUCGCAUCCGGGUCGCUUGAGCCGCCGCCCGGAGCCACGCCGUUUCCGCCUGAGGGGCCCCGGCCGCCACCGAAAGCGACGCCACCCGCGUCUGCGACGCCGAAAGCCUCGCCGCUCGCCCCCGAGGUUCCCGAACUGCCGCCCGGAGCCACGCCGCCCGCGUCCAAGACGCCCAAGCCGCCGCCCGAGACCGCCUCCUUGGCGUCCGAGACGGACAGCGGUCUGGGAGCCAGCUGGGAAGGUUCCCGCCGAAGCGCCGCUCGCCCUGCUAGCCCCAAGGGGAAAAGGUGCUCGGCGGACUCCGACUCGCACGGACCCCGGGUGCCGAAGCGGUACCGGCGGCGGAGGGCGGAACCGGGGUGGGCGGACGUGUACGAUGACCUGCCCGCCUCCUACGAGGACGUCCAGAACGUCAUCGAAAACAUCUACAGCAACAUCCUGUACAGUUCCGACUCCCAGCUCUCCGCGAGGGCGGGGAGUCGCUCCGUGGAUCAGCUGAGGAACGUGAUCCGGCGGCUCGUCGAAAUGCAGGAUCCGCCGGCCGCCGCCCCGCGCCAUUCGAGGGACCGGGGCGUCCCCCCGGCCCCCCCGCCGCCCCCGCCCCCCGUCUUCUCCGCUUCGUUUUUGGAAGAGGUCCUCACGGAAAUCGUCAACAAGUUGGUCUUCUCCUCCCCGCCGGGCGACCGGGACCGCGAGGAGCCCGAGGCCCGGGCCGGGGAGGGCGACGGAGGGCUCUUCGAGACGGCCAUGAGGUUGGUCGACUCCGUCGCCAGGGAGCUGGCGGAAGCGCAGGUCCGGGUCCUGAGGCGGGAGGGGGAGGCCGGGGGUGCGGCCUCCGCCGACCGGACCGCGGUGGACAGGGCGGUCCACUCGUCGGUGUGCGGGGUCCUGCGGGACUACGGGCCCCCCGACGCCAUCCGGGCCCACCUCGAGGAGGGGGACGCGGAACUGGCCGAGACGCUGACGGGCGCCGUGGUGGCGGGGCUCCUGGAGCACCGGCUCGACCCGCCCCCGCCCGGCGAGGGGCCGGACCCUCCCGGCUCCGUCCUGGAGCCCGAGGAGGUGGUGAGGAGGGUCCGCCAGGCCAGCGGGAGGAGCGCCCGGGGGCCUCGGCCCCCGACGCCGCCCGCCGUCACGCUGCCCCACGCGUUCCUGGAGGACCUGAUCGCCGCCGUCCUGGCCAGGAUCUUCUCGCCCCCCGCCGCCCCGCCGCGGGGGCCCCCGGGGGCCGGGGGGCCCGGCGGCUUCUCCGAGCUGGGCUUCGUCCAGAUGAAGCUGGUGAGCACGGUCCUGACGGAGAUCUCCAAGGAGCGGAGCCUGAGCAUCCGGGACGCGGAGCUCCCGGGCCCCGGCGACGACGAGGUCCUGCGGGCGGCGGCCGAGUCGAUCUACGCCCGCCUCCUGCCCCGGUUCGGGUCCCCCGCGGCCCUCCGGGAGUGCGCCGCCGGGGGCUGCCGAGUCCUCUCGGAGACCAUCGCGGACGGCGUGAUCCGCGAGGUGUCCGGCGACCGGCUGCGGACGUAUUUCUCCGGGGGGCUGACCCCCGGCCGCCGCGGGGAGGUCGACGCCGUCGCGGGCGACGUCCUCCGGGGGACCGGCGGGGCCGCGGGGCCCCCGCCGCCCGGCCCGCCGGCCCGCGGGCGGUCGCUGCCCUCGGACCUCUUGGAGGAGGUCGCCGUCAGGUUCCUGACCAAGCUGCUGUCCGGGUUCCCCCGGGGGAACCCCGGGGAGGAGGACGACGGAGGGCCCCCGGAGACCGAGAUGGCCGGCGUCGCCUCGAAGGUCGUCGGCUCGCUGCGGGAGUCGCUGUCCCGGAGCGAGAUCCGCCUGGUGCGGCUGGUCAGCGAGGCCCGCCCCUCGCGGAGCGGGGCGGGGGACCUCGCCGACCGGAUCGCCGACGCCGUCUACCGGGGCCUCCUGAGCCAGGCCGGCUCCCUGGCGGCCGUCUUCGAGGACCUGCUCGGCGAGGGCGGCGCCCCGGCCGACGCCAUCGGCUCCCUGACGAUCGGGGCGAUGGAGGACUCGGAGUUGCGGCCCGGGCCGGCGGGCGAGGCGGCCCCCGGGAGAGGCGACGGGGGCCUGGAGGCCGGCGGGAUCGUCCGGAGGGUCCUGGGGAUGGUGGGCGCGCCCCGGGCGCGCCCCCCGCCGCCGGCCGCGUUGGUCCAGGAGGCCCGGGUCCCGUUCCUGGCGAAGGUGGCGGCCCCGCCGCGGGCCGGGCCCCCGGAGAAGGGUCUCCCCGAGCCGGAGCUGCAGCGGAUCGCCUCCCGCCUGAAGCGAUCCGUGGAGGCGGAGACGUCCAGGGGCGACGGCGGCCCGGCGGCCGCGGGCCCCGCCGAAGACGUCGAGAGGGUCUCCCAGGUGGUCGACUCCAUCUACUCCAGCGUCCUCCGGGAAUCCGGGUCGGAGGAGGACCCCCUGGACGAGCUCCGGGGCCUCGGCGGCGACCUCCCGGAGAGAGCGGCCGGCCUGAUCGUCGACGAGAUCUCCGCCCUGCCGGGCCCGGCCGGCACGCCGCCCUCGCCCGCCGCCGCCCUCGGGGACGCGGAAGCGGAGGGGGCCGGGGCGGGGCCCCCGGAGGGCUCCGACGGCGAGGCGGGGGAGGGCCCGGGCCCCCCGCCCCGGCCCGAGGACCCCCCGCUCAAGGUCGUCCCCUGCAUCGGGGCCAGGCCGGUGAAGAUCGACCCGUCCAUCGUCUCCGAGCACCUGGCGGUGAUUUCCGUGAAGACCCAGUCCCUGGAGGAGCUGAAGAAGCAGUGCCUGUCCAAGACCGGGCUGAGCCUCGGGGAGCUCCGGAAGGCCUCCAUCGCCGGCAAGAGCUGCUCCUCCGGCGGCUCCAUCGGAGACCGCAAGAAAGAGCGACGCAUCUCCCUCGAUAACACCGGGCGGCUGGACGUGAAGCCCUUGGAGGCCGCCUGCCGCAACUCGUUCCAGAACGUCACGAAGCCCGACAUCACCCGGGUGGAGCUCCUGAAGGACGUGCGAAACAAGAAGGACCUGAUCAUCCGCCUGGUGGCUCACGACAUCGAUCAGGAGAGCCCGGGAGGCCGACGGGACGGGGACCGGCUGGAGGAGGAGGAGGAGGAGGAGGAGGAGGAGGAGGAGGAGAUUGUGCUCAAGGAAGAGGCCCCCGCCUUCUUCGCCGACACCAUCUUCGAGGAGGAGUCGGAGUCGGGCGACCUGGGCGCCUUCCAGAAGCCGUCGGGCAGCAGACCCAGCCCGCCCAGGCCCUCCCUGAGCACCAGCAGCCUGAAGAGGUUCCUGUCGUUGAGCAAGUGCUGCCAGGACGCCUCGACCGCGACCCCCGAGGAGGCCGCCGCCGCCGCCGCCCCCAGCCGGACGCGGGCCCCCGAGGAGGGAGCGGGGCACGGCGGCGGGACGUUCCCGCCGGGGGAGGCCGGCGUCCCGGCCCCCCCUCCCGCCGGGGGAGCCUCCCCGGACGAAGACGAGCCAGGCCGGAUCAGUGAAGAGACGCUGACUUCCUCAGAGCCCGCUUAUUUUCUGAUCCACAGGACCAUGAGUUCAUCGUCGUAUAACCAAGAGGAUUUGGCCUCUCCCCCACUCGGCGCUUCUCCCGGACACGUCCCCGAGGCUGAGGCUACGGUUUCCGGAGACCACGAGGAAGCAGGAUUAUCGGAAGAGAGCAUUGAGUUCUUCACCAUCUUUGAAGGGCAUCCUACCCCGGAGGGUUCGGAGGACACGGGGUCAGGCACAGUCGAAGGCAACGUGUCCAAGCGCCAGAUCAACGUUUUGGAGAAGGUGUCCUCCGCGCUCUCCAGAGUCUUCUCUCGGACCUCCGCCGGCCCCCCCGGCCCCCCCUGAAAUCGCCCCGUCCCGGGGCCCGGCCGCCCCCUCGAGAACAUUAAAUCCCCCCGGGGGCGGGGGGGUCGUUGGAAACGGCGGGUCGUGG
Messenger RNA from Ornithorhynchus anatinus (platypus), 18100 nucleotides. It is a transcript of the gene FSIP2, whose product is annotated as fibrous sheath interacting protein 2. The record is from RefSeq and is a predicted model, not a curated record. Lineage: Eukaryota; Metazoa; Chordata; Mammalia; Monotremata; Ornithorhynchidae. The coding region runs from base 1 to 18012 and encodes 6003 amino acids. The transcript has 25 exons.